AUGCUCCAAAAGCUCGUCGCCCCGUUACUGCUCCUCGUGAGCUACAGCAGCACCAUCACUGCGCAGGACACUCAGUCGAGCAGCAGGUCAUCAUGGCCAUCAUGCUCAGCCCGAACGCAGCAUCUCAGUGAUCCUCCCUAUCAAGACUACUUCUAUUCAGACUGCCAUGUUGAUGCCCAGGCCGUCGUCACCAGCCCUCUUCCCGGCAGCGAUCUCUCCAUCAUUAAGCCCCGGUUCCUCGUUGCCUGGCCUGCUGGCAACAGCGGCGUCUGCACACUCUUCCAGCCCCAGAGCGGCAAAGCUGGCAGCCUCGCCAUUGAGCUUGUCAAUUCCACGUUGGGAGCCCCCUUGGGUCCGGUCUACAGUAAAAGCAAAUGCAAAGGCUCUGCCAACCCCAUCGUCGGCGUUGAGGGCGUCCUCUCGUUCAAUGAUUCAGCUGAGCUUCCAACCGCAAUUCUAGGCAGCGUGAGAAACAUACGCGACUUCACCGAAGGAGGCUACCUCAGUCCUAUUAUUCAAGCAGGCAUCAACGUCACCAAGUUCCAAAAGACGGGCGCCCAAAUAUCUCGUUUAUGGCUGGACAAUGUCACAACGACUACUUUUACUCUUGUGCCCUGGAAAAACAACCACAACCACAUUCAAAUCGACAACACAACGCUGCGAUUUGGCGCUGGAUUGUACCGCUUUUCAGCUUCCUUCAACUACCCUCAACUCACGCAACUCACACCAAGCCAGCUUCUAAACGAGCAGUCCCAAUCCCUCGCCAAGCAACAUCAAGAGACUGUCUCAUCGCUUUCCUUCUUCUCUUACACCGAGAAACUUCUUGCCGGCGGCUGGCGUUUCCUCACUUAUUUUGGCCGCGAUAGCAUGAUCUCCGCACUUCUCCUUCAACCCGUCCUCAGCAGCUCAGCCGUCGAAGUCGUUAUUGGAGCAGCACUCGAACGCGUAAACCGAAGAGAUGGAUCAGUUUCUCACGAAGAAACUAUUGGCGACUAUGCCACGUAUGUGAAUCUGCAAAACGGCAUCGCGUCUACAGCUGCCGGAUUCACGUAUCAAAUGAUUGAUACCGAUUACUAUCUUCCCAUUUUGAUGGCGCGAUACUUUAACUCGUCGCCGAAUCGAAUCACUCCACUCUUGGACACCAAAGCUGGAUCUAUCAAUGUCGAUAAUUUGAAUCUGACCUGGGGAGAUCUCAGCUACGCAACUGCCAGCAAGAUUAUGAACAUUACAGCCGCGUUUGAGCAGAACCAAACUGUGGAUAAUCUCCUCACUCUCAAACCGGGCCAGAACGCCGGCCAAUGGCGUGAUUCUCCCUAUGGCCUCGCCAAUGGCCGCAUUCCGUUCGACGUCAACUGCGCUUUAGCUCCUGCUGCCCUGUAUGCCAUCUCCAGCUUAGCAGCCAAGCCUAGUGUCUAUCCCAACAACUCGAUGACGCAAACCUGGGCCGCAAUCGCAGCUCAGCGAGCCAAAAUAUGGGAAGACAAGACACUGCAGUUCUUCCAGUACAACAUGACUACGGAAACUGCCGUUGCGAGAUUGGCGCAGUACACAAGCAAAAGCACAUUCUACGACGGUCCUACGAAUGGCGACUCAGUAUCGAACUACUCUACUGAUGGGAUGAUAAUAGACUAUGGGCUGGCCAUCAACAGCCCAACGACGCCAGAGGUUAUCCCAAUCACUCACACAGACACGGCUUUCCGCCACUAUCUGCUCAACGCCACAGACGAUGAACAGCUCACAACAUUUAUCAACGCCUCGGCAAACGCAAUCCUCCGUCCAUUCCCAGCCGGACUGAGCACCCCAAUCGGCGUCGUCGUCGCAAAUCCGGCACUAUCCAACAACAACGAUUUCAUCGGAGGCUUCACCAACACUGCCUACCACGGCACCGUCGUCUGGAGCUGGCAGUUGGCACUCACGGCGAAAGGAUUCGAGCGACAGCUUGAGCGCUGCCACGGCUCAAGUAACGUCACGGACAUUCCAUCGUCCAUCACAAACGCAACUGCAAUACCCCAAUUCUGCAGCAAUAAUGGCGUGUACACUGCGCUGAAGACGGCAUACAACAGGCUAUGGGAUAUCAUUGAGGAUAACUCACAGCAGCUCGAGUCUGAGGUCUGGAGCUGGACGUAUAGCGGUGGUAAGAAUGGCACAGCAAAGGACUUCAAGUUCUCUCCUCUUGGCGCGAGCGGCGGAACAGAAAGCGACGUGCGGCAGUUGUGGAGUUUGACGUUUUUGUCUGUCACAAGGAACAAGAGCUUUUCGUAG
This is a messenger RNA of Trichoderma asperellum CBS 433.97, 2262 nucleotides long. RefSeq lists its product as uncharacterized. Lineage: Eukaryota; Fungi; Ascomycota; Sordariomycetes; Hypocreales; Hypocreaceae. The record is from RefSeq and is a predicted model, not a curated record.